AUGUCGCCGUCGUCUGGGUCCCACGUCGACGUGGAUGAGUGGGUAUUCCUGGUAGGCACAAUUGCUGCAAUUCCAUUGUGUGCCCUUAAGCUCGCUUCUAGGGGCUUUUCACUUGAAAUGUACGCUACAGUUCCUCGCCGCCGCCCGACUCCUCCUCAUCCCGGUCUGGACCUCGCAGCCCGCGACGAGGCGGCCGUCGGCGUCGCGCUGGUCGCGGCCUGGCGCUGCUUCGGGGAUGGCGGACUCGACGCCCUCGUCAACUGCUCCUCCUACGACGGGGAAGUGCAAGACUGCCUCAGCGUAUCUGAAGAUGAGUACAAGAAGACCAUGAAAGUCAAUGUAAUCACACCUUGGCUUCUGAUAAAGGCGAUGGCGAAGCGGUUCCGGGACGCGCAGUCCGGCGGUUCCGUCGUGUGCUUGACCCAGAUCAUCGGCGCCGAGAGAGGAUUGUAUCCAGGGGCUGCAGCAUACGGCACGAGUUUAGGCGCUGUUCAUCAGCUCGUCAGACUGUCGGCGAUGGAGCUCAGCAAGCACAAGAUCAGGGUGAACGCCGUCUGCCACGGCCUGCACCUGGGGGACAAGUUCCCUGUCUCUGUUGGGGAGGAGAAGGCCGAGAAGGCGACCGGGGAGGAGAUGCCGCUGCGGCGGUGGCUGGACCCGGACAAGGACCUGGCGUCCACGGUGCUGUACCUGGUCGGCGACGAAGGGAGCGCCAAUAGUUGA
This is a messenger RNA of Hordeum vulgare subsp. vulgare (domesticated barley), 723 nucleotides long. Its product is annotated as carbonyl reductase [NADPH] 2-like. The coding region runs from base 1 to 723 and encodes 240 amino acids. The transcript has 6 exons. NCBI's taxonomy places the organism in Eukaryota, Viridiplantae, Streptophyta, Magnoliopsida, Poales, Poaceae. The record is from RefSeq and is a predicted model, not a curated record.